AUGAACUUUUUCAAGAAUUUCAUUUGGAACGAAGUAGAAAGCAGUCCAUUUUUCACGGCUUCAUGGGAGCCAAGAUACCUAAAAAAGCUUUUAGUUAUUUUUAGUAUCGGAAUUUCUUGUUUUGUUUCAUUUACAGCGUUAUUUAUUUCAUCAACCAUUUCUCUACCAAUUCACAAUGAAGGCACAAAAUAUUACAUCGAAUUGAACGACUUUUCAUCAAUUUCACAGCCAUAUUUAGUAAUUAUUUCUCCACCAAUCUCAAAAAGACUUAAUAUUUCAUCAAAUGGGGUAUUUUUAUAUAAAAUAAAUGGAACAAAAUAUACUUUCGGUACUCUCUACAAGUUUAGUGACAUUCACCCAAAUAUUCGUAUUGAUUUUAACACUUCGAAGAAAAUUACACAAGCAGUAGUUCGUGUUCACAUUCCUAUAGUUAAAUACGCAUCAGCUCUUAUCAAAAUUGCAACUUUUUUAGUUACAGCUGCAUGUCUUUUCCUUUCAUACAAAUCUUCAAGCAUCAGACCAUUUCUUUCACAAUAUUUCCUCAUAUUCUUAUAUUCCUUGUUUAAUUUACCAUUUUUCAGCUUCGAUACUUUAAUUCGGUCAAUUAUUACUAUGACUUUCUGGUUUGGCUUCAUAUCUGUAUCCUUUUUACAAGUACGAAUUCUCUCGUCUAAUAUCCCUACGAUUUUCUCUUCAUUAUUUGUUUUAAUCGGAUUGUGCUCAUUUUCUACAAUUAUGACCUAUUUCAACUCAAAUUUCUUCUACAUUUCGAUAUUACUUGUUGUCGGCCUUGUUGCAGCUUCAAUUUACCUGUUUUACAUCGGAACCGCAAUUUUGAGUCAAUUUUUAUUGGCUGUUCAUUUUGGAUGGAUGUGGACAAUUGGUUUGUGCAUAUACUUUGCUAAUAUACUUAGGAAUAUGAGUAUUACCUUUCAGACAUCGUUUUUCGUUGAUGUAAUGAAUUCUGUCAUUGUUUCUGUUUUCAUUGUUUUCCAAUCUAUUUAUUUGAUUGGAGAGCCAGUCAAAGCGAAGAUUCCUGAAGCUCCUCUCGAUCAGGCAGCAAAGAUCAACAGAAUUGAUCAACUUCUUGAGAAACUCGCCGACAAAGAAGAAAACGGAUCAAGGAAAUUCUAA
Molecule: messenger RNA, 1134 nt
Organism: Trichomonas vaginalis G3
Lineage: Eukaryota; Parabasalia; Trichomonadida; Trichomonadidae
Exons: 1
Coding region: 1-1134 (377 amino acids)
Source: RefSeq, a predicted model, not a curated record